This is a messenger RNA of Pygocentrus nattereri (red-bellied piranha), 3255 nucleotides long. RefSeq names its product mitochondrial calcium uptake 1 (gene micu1). Gene Ontology annotation, molecular function: calcium ion binding. The record is from RefSeq and is a predicted model, not a curated record. Gene Ontology annotation, cellular component: uniplex complex. The coding region runs from base 212 to 1690 and encodes 492 amino acids. Gene Ontology annotation, biological process: calcium import into the mitochondrion; mitochondrial calcium ion homeostasis. The transcript has 14 exons. Lineage: Eukaryota; Metazoa; Chordata; Actinopteri; Characiformes; Serrasalmidae.
AGGCUCUCGGCUUCUGGACGUUUACGCUGGGAUGUUAGCGUAUGGCUUCGGUAGCUAUACGCGGAACUUCAUGUUUGUGAUUUUUUUCAACGGAGAAAGUGAAGACUGAUUAAUUUCUACAGAAUCCAGUCCGAAAAUCGCUUCGCACGUUGAUCAGUAGUGCCUGACCUCCUGCUUCUCGUCGGCUGUUAGAUCUUCACAGCAGCCAAAUAUGUACCGUUUGCGGGCGUUGACGGCAGUCACGGUCGGGAUGGUGCAGUCCUCGCGGCGAUUUCACAGCAGUGCUGUCCGCACCCCUCACCGGCGCAGGCUGCUGCUGGCUGCUUUGGCAGGAGUGACCGGUGUAUCUGCCACUACAGGACUGCUCUGGACAAGGGCCCACGCCGAGGCAAGCUCAUCCGUGAAGCAUGAGGAGGAGCUGCGGGAGGAGGAGCCUCUGAAGGACGUUACAUCGGAGGCGGAGUCAGACAGCGUGGUCGAGUCCAGCAGCAGUGGAGAGGAGGAGGAGGAGGCGAGCUCAGAGGGGAAGAAAAAGAAACAGAGAAUCGGCUUCCGCGACCGCAAGGUGAUGGAGUAUGAGAACCGUAUCAGAGCCUAUUCCACACCAGACAAGAUCUUCCGUUACUUUGCCACGCUGAAGAUCAUCAAUGAGCAUGGAGAUGCUGAAGUGUACAUGACGCCACAGGACUUCAUUCGUUCCAUCACGCCAAAUGAGAAGCAGCCAGAGAGUCUAGGUCUGGAUCAGUUUGUGGUGAAGCGCUAUGAUGGAAAGGACUUCUGGCAGACGGAGAAGAUCGCUCAGGAACGGGAAAAGUUUGCAGACGAGGGCAGCAUCUUCUACACGCUCGGCGAGUGCGGUCUUAUCUCCUUCUCUGACUAUAUAUUCCUUACCACCGUUCUCUCCACGCCUCAGAGGAACUUUGAGAUUGCCUUCAAGAUGUUUGACCUGAACGGAGAUGGGGAGGUGGACCUGGAGGAGUUUGAGCAGGUGCAGAGCAUAAUUCGUUCUCAGACCAGCAUGGGCAUGAGGCACAGGGACCGCUCCACCACGGGCAACACACUGAGGACAGCAGGCUGCAGCUCGGCUCUCACCACCUACUUCUUCGGCGCCGACCUCAAGGGCAAGCUCACCAUCGGCAGCUUCCUGGAGUUCCAGAGGAAACUGCAGCACGACGUAUUGAAGCUGGAGUUUGAGCGGAAUGACCCGAUGGACGGCCGAAUCACAGAGAGGCAGUUUGGGGGUAUGCUGCUGGCCUACAGCGGCGUUCAGUCUCGCAAACUAAAACAGAUGCAGAAAGGUCUGAAGAAGAUGUUCAAAGAUGCUCAGGGUAUCACCUUUGAAGAGGUGGAGAAUUUUUUCACGUUUCUGAAGAAUGUGAAUGAUGUGGAUACUGCACUGAGUUUCUACCACAUGGCAGGUGCCUCCAUAGACAAAGCUACAAUGAAGCAAGUGGCACGCACAGUAGCGAAGGUGGAGCUGUCAGAUCAUGUCUGUGACGUGGUGUUCGCCUUAUUCGACUGUGAUGGCAAUGGCGAGCUGAGCAACAAGGAAUUCAUCGCCAUCAUGAAGCAGAGGCUGAUGCGGGGACUAGAGAAACCCAAAGACAUGGGCUUCACCCGUCUGGUGCGGGCCAUGUGGAAGUGUGCCCAGGACACUGCCUGGGACUUCGCAAUGCCCAAACAGCAGUAGAGAGAAUGAAAGCGAGAGAUGACAACUAAAUGUCCUUGUCAGAGUGAAUCAUUAUGGAAUGGAUGCAUUAAGAUGGCUUGUCUGAUCAGCCUGAUCAGUGAAGCGAGUGAGCUGUAAGGUACCAGAGCUCCUGCAAGAGGAAACUGCUGCAGUGUGUGUGUGUGUGUGUGUAUGUGUGCGCCCUCUACACACUACCCCGAUGACACUUUUUCAUGGAGUUGCUCUAUAUUGCUGGGUUUUUGUCUGGGUUAAUGCAGUUCUUUAAAGCAGUGGUUCUCAAACUGGUCCUCAGGGGGCAGCAGCCAGUCCAGGUUUAUUCUCCAACCCAGUUUGUGACACAGAGAUCAAGCAAACAUCUGGACCGUCUGGGUGUCCCUGAGGACUGGUUUAAGAACCACUGCUUUAAAGGACCUCUUUUCUCUGUCUGCCACAUCUAUAGCACACUGUUGCUAACCAUAGUCAGUCAUUUCGAGACAUUUUCUGUAUUUAGUAAAAGAACAGAAACAGGAACAGAAAAUGUGUUUACUCACACCACACAUACAAUAGAAGGCAGUGAGCAGAUGCUGGGGCUCUUUUCCAUUGGCUUCUGUUCUAGUUAUUUUUUAAGCCAACAAGUUUUCUGUUCUUUCACAAUAUACAGGCAAAUUACUGAGCCCGUUUACACCUGGUCACUUCAUGGGACUAGUAUCUGGAUUGUAUCCUGAUAAGAUUUAAGCCACAUGCAUUUACAUUUUGUAGGGAAAUGUGUCUCCGGUUGGUCAGACUGAAAUCAGAUUGACGGAAUAUGCAAAUCCGCUCAUUAAGCAAUUAUAGUCAAUCAAUAACCAAUUAAGAGUCAUUUAUUAUGUCGUCUGCGGUUUGUAUUGCACAGUAAUUGUCUGUGCAUAUUGCUCUUAAAUAUUUUGUUUCAUCAGGUCCCAGACCAUAUGCAGUUCACCUGCCCAGUGACGUAGUGGUUGUACUGGGAGGGUUUUUUUGUCAAAUGUGUCUGGGUGAGAUGGAUGCGUUUACGCUGCUGUAACGUGGCUCAACUGCAUCUCUGACCACCUCCUGAAGUGGUUUGUGCAGUCGGAUCUGUGUGUUUUAAAUUGGGUGCGUUCACAUUUGCACUUUUAUGUGGCCUCAUCCAAGUGUCGUCCUGAUACUCAAGACCAGGUGUAGACGGGGUCAGUGACUGUGGUAGUCAACUGUUUAGUACAAAUGCUGGAAUAUUCCUAUAAAAUCUGAGGGAAGUGGGAUGUUGAGGAUGAUUGACAUGAAUUUAGGUGAGCAUUCAGAAGUAGUACAUGCACUGGAAAUGGAAAUUCAUCAGAGCUCUGUAGUCCAUCCUCUUGCAUAUCACACAUGUACUUUUGAUACAUUGUUGAGAAUGUUGACAUAAGUUUGCAGCACUAAACUCGGAAGGACACUGUCUGAAAUAAAAUGGUCAGAGCCCAGCAUUACGAUGUGCUUUAUUUAUCACUCCAAAUAUUCCUCCAUGUCUUCUGUAAUGCAUUAUGCUCUUCUGAAUGUUGGUGAAUGAGUUUAUAAGAGUAUAUCACCCUAUAUUAAACCAUUUUUCAUGA